Messenger RNA from Lachnellula hyalina, 2409 nucleotides. Its product is annotated as Citrinin biosynthesis transcriptional activator. Gene Ontology annotation, cellular component: nucleus. The transcript is spliced from 7 exons. The record is from RefSeq and is a predicted model, not a curated record. Bases 1 to 2409 code for a protein of 802 amino acids. Lineage: Eukaryota; Fungi; Ascomycota; Leotiomycetes; Helotiales; Lachnaceae. Gene Ontology annotation, molecular function: DNA binding; zinc ion binding; DNA-binding transcription factor activity, RNA polymerase II-specific. Gene Ontology annotation, biological process: regulation of DNA-templated transcription; DNA-templated transcription.
AUGCCCAAUAUCGACGAGGGAUCAGGUUCUGAGGCGGAAGCCUUCCCAUCGCGACCUAAGAAAGCGCAGAAUGGAACCAAGGUUAAUGGGGAUGGCAAGUCGGGGAAAUCUGUAGCUGAAGAGGAAGGCCCAGCGGUCAGCUGCCAGUCUUGUCGAAGAAAGAAAGCGAAAUGCUCCCGGCGGCAGCCAUGCUCACAAUGCGUGAGAUUCAAUAUCGACUGUCUCUACGAUGAUAAAAAGACAAAGCCGGGGUUACGAACGGGCGCCGUCGAAAACUUAAAUCAGCGUGUUGUCGCACUGGAGAACAUGUUCCUUGGCCAAGGUGUACUUUGGCAGCAGGUCUGGAACUGCUUAUCUUCUAUCCAAGCCCAGCCAUCGCCGGCUCUGCCCGACGAUACUACUUCUGGGGCUACUUUGAAAGAAUGCACCGCACGAUUGAAGCGUACAUUAUCGACCUUGUCCGUAGAAACUCUUGAAACAGUAAAGCCGACCAUGGAGCCCCCUCGAAAGAAAAGGCGCAAUUCUACAGAUACUCAAGAUCAGACCCAACUGAAGCCUCAACCGGCCACAUCUGAUGCUGACGAGAAUGACUUGCCACCUGACGAUCUUAUAGACGAUUUAGUUGAAAUCUACUUUAGGAGUAUUCACCCCUGGAUUCCCAUAUUACACGUCAGACACUUCCGAGCGAGGAUGAAGAUACCAGACCAACGUCGAAAUCUCACAACCAUUUUUCACGCCAUUGUAUCGUUAUGUAUUCGAUUCUCGGAGGACGCAAGGGUUAGCGAUCCCAAUGUUAGGGCUAGAUAUUCGAAACGAAGUAGGCAGACUGUUAUUCUGCAAAGUAUGGAAUCUUUCUCUGUUGAGAACCUGCAGGCGCUGGUGAUUUGCGCCUUUGACACAAUUGGAAGCGGCCGUGGGCCUUCUGCAUGGUCUAUUGUGGGAAGUAUGACACGCACUGUUGAACAAUUGCAGCUCAGUGUGGAAGACGAGGAUCAAACUAAAUCUGCCGAAUUUCUCAUCAAGCGAAUGGCAUUUCUCGCACCUUGCAAAAGCUGGAUAGAAAGAGAAGAACGACGACGAUGGAACUUCUCUUUGACCAGCGCUGAUGUCAGAAGACGACUGCCAUGCGAGGGCGCGUUAUGGGAGGAGGGAAAUCCACUUAACACCCCAACGCCCUACUUUGGGGUUGCCGACAAGUCGACAAAUAGUGCUCUUCCUACCUCGCGACCUGAACUGGACGACCAAGCAUCAAUUGGAGGAUUUGCGUACUGUAUUGAGGCAUCGGAAAGCUUGAGUCUCGUCAGUACAUUCUUCUUACGCCAUGCGGUUAAUGUGUCCAACAUCCACGAUGUGCAAGUAUGGCUGAUGAGAUUCAAAGAACUUGACUUGCGGCUAGUACAGUGGAAAAUAUUCUUACCCGAGCGCUGGCGCGAAGCCUGCGCUUUGAAUAGUGAUGGUAUCAUGGACCCGAACUUAACAUUGGCACACAUAACGCACAAUACGGCAGUCGGUCUUUUGCAUCAAGGGAUUGCCUAUCCUUCACAAGAAUGGCAAUCAAGUCCAAUCCGUCUCCCUUCAGUGUCCAGUGCCGAAACGUGCUUGGCUGCUGCGACCGAAGUCGCCGUCAUCGCAGAGAAAUAUUUGCAGGAUUCUCUAUCUCUCACAAACCCCCAGUUCGCGUUCUGUCUUUUCAUGAGUGGGAGAAUGCUUCUGGCUCACUCUCUUCACUUCAGCACGUCUCUUCCACCGCAAUUUGAAUUAUUGACGAACAGUCUAUUUGAGAUUUCACGGCGCUGGAAUGGGCCAGCGGAAAGCGAAACAGACAAUCUUGCAUCCAAAUUUGCCUCCAGAUUAGUCCAGGCCCGGUAUAAAGGCCUGAAUUCCUUGGAUAUCCGUCAAGCAGCAUAUUCGGAAGAACAAAUCAGUGAUGGUAUGAACUCUACCACUGGCCCAAACAUGCGAUCAGGCGCUAGCAGCCUCUAUCCUAUGCCAGGAAUCGCAGGUACCGCACUGCCACCAUCUAGUACCCCAUUGAAGAAUGACGAAAGAGAAGACGGCAACAUGGAGUCCACGAUGAUCAUGGACCAAGAGGAUUCGCCAGACAGUAUAUCACUCACAUUCCCUCCAUUGCCACCGGCCUUCCAACCCCACCUUGCCAGCAACACCCAGACAAGGAUUUCUUCGCCAGUGUUAAGCGGCAUGGACGCUAACACAUGCUACAGUCAACAUGGAGAAACAGGCUUUGGCUCUACUUACCCCGACCCACACGUGAUGGGAUAUGGUGCUGGCACGGGAAACGCUUCUGGAUUUGAGGACUUGAACUCAUUCUUUGAUUACUCGUUCGUGCCUAAUCAACGAGUCAGUAUGUUUGUUGGACCUCUGGCUCCGGAAAAAGACAACUCGCAGUAG